This is a messenger RNA of Phytophthora sojae, 792 nucleotides long. RefSeq lists its product as hypothetical. The record is from RefSeq and is a predicted model, not a curated record. Bases 1 to 792 code for a protein of 263 amino acids. The transcript has 3 exons. Lineage: Eukaryota; Oomycota; Peronosporomycetes; Peronosporales; Peronosporaceae.
AUGUCGGUCUACACCAAGUUCGCCAUCAUCGGAGCCGGCGGCGUCGGCGGCGACAUCGUGGACGAGCUGCUCAACAAGGGCGACACCUCCAAGCCGGAGCUGCAGGCGUUCAAGGCCCGCGGCGCCACGCUCCUCCAGGUCUCGUACGACGACCACGAGUCCAUCAAGCGCGCGCUGGGCGGCAGCGAGGUGGCCGUGAGCGCCCUGUCGGGCUUCCAGAUGCACGUGCAGAAGGCCAUCGUGCCCGCGGCCAAGGAGGCCGGCUACGGCGUGCCCGUGGCCGAGGGCCCUAACGCCGUCAAGAAGGAGGUACAGGACGCGCUCAAGCAGCACGACCUGCCCUUCGCCACCUUCAACUCGGGCGUCUUCGCCGAGUUCCUGGCCAUGUACUUCGGCUACCACUACGCCGAGGGCUACAUGACGGUGGUCCGCAAGGGCGAGACGCCCUUCAGCAUCACGGCGCGCAGGGACUUGGCUCGCUUCGCGGCGCACGUGCUGUCGACGACGCCCAAGUCGGAGCUGGCGGGCGCGCGCUUCCGCUUCGAGGCCGACCGCCUCUCGCCCAUGCAGAUCCGCGCCCUCGCCGAGAAGAAGCUCAACAAGAAGAUCGAGGUGCGCUACGUCGACUUCGAGGAGAACAAGAAGAAGUUCGACACGGACUUCAUGGCCUUCCUCACGACCAUCUUCGAGGACGGCCGCGGCGCCGUGGGCACGCAGGAGGAGGUGGCGGCCACGGCGGCCAAGUACUUCCCGGACUGGAACCCGGCCAAGUACGAGACCUUCAUCCAGUAA